Molecule: messenger RNA, 808 nt
Organism: Abrus precatorius (Indian licorice)
Lineage: Eukaryota; Viridiplantae; Streptophyta; Magnoliopsida; Fabales; Fabaceae
Product: protein disulfide-isomerase 5-1
Exons: 5
Coding region: 42-512 (156 amino acids)
Biological process (GO): protein folding
Cellular component (GO): endoplasmic reticulum
Molecular function (GO): protein disulfide isomerase activity
Source: RefSeq, a predicted model, not a curated record
ACAAAAAUUGGUUGCGGCAGAGGGAAAGGUUUAGAUCAGCCAUGACCAUGAGAACUCACUCUCUUCUCCUUCUUCCGCAUGCAACCAUAACAGUAACAUUAACAUUUCUCAUUCUCCUCUCCUUAUCUAUUCCCACCCAAUCUGAGGUUAUAACGUUAACUUCUGACACAUUUACUGAUAAGGUCAAGGAGAAAGACACUGCAUGGUUUGUGAAAUUCUGCGUGCCCUGGUGCAAGCAUUGUAAGAACUUGGGUUCACUGUGGGAUGAUUUGGGGAAGGCAAUUGAAGGAGAAGAUGAAAUAGAGGUUGGAGAAGUGGAUUGUGGCACGGAUAAGUCAGUCUGCAGCAAAGUUGAUAUUCAUUCAUAUCCUACCUUUAAGGUUUUCUAUGAUGGUGAAGAGGUUGCCAGAUAUCAAGGUUCAAGGGAUGUCGAAUCAAUGAAAACCUUUGUUGUGGAAGAAGCUGAAAAGGCAGCAGCAAAAGCACAACUUGACAGCGAUAAAGAAUUAUAACAACUUUUCAGUCAUUAUCUGAUUUGCAACUAGCUCUUCACUGCAGGCAGUGCACAUCCCAGACUAGUAAUUACCUUUGGGUUCAGGCUGAGACAUGCAUUCUGCACCGUUACUGAUCAGCAUUUGUUUGUUUGACUUAGCAGUUGUGAAUUAAGAACUAAUUUUGUACACUACUACAUUUUGUUUCUUUUAUACUCUACAAAACUGUUUUUUAUUUUUGGUUUAAGUAUACUCUGCAUAAUUGAUAGGGGCUUGGCAACGUUAAAGCUUCAAUACAAUGAUCUGUGAUCUUUAAU